UGUCUUUAAACGGGGCAGCUGAAGGGGGAAGUAAAACUCGUGUCGUUUGUUUGACAGCACUGAUUGCCACUCUCAGCUUUUUUCCGCUGUUGUAUCGAUAAACAGUGUGCAGCAAUGGUUCAAUAAACCGCUGAUCGAUUAUUUUAAUGCGGUGAAGUGAAAGAGCAAUAGAUCAGGCUAACAAUGCUAAGCUAGCACCAGUUGAUCUGAGGUGUUCCUUCGUUGAGUGAAUGUGUGACUCUUCCGCCUUCCCAGGAUUAAAUACCCGGACUUUCAACUGAAACAGGAUUUUUACUUUAGACCUGCAUUUAAACAUUUAAGCAUGGAGACGUUUGAAAGCGAAAGAGCUCCACAGCCCAGGAACAUGAUUGAGAACAGCAUGUUUGAGGAAGAGCCAGAUGUGGUGGAUUUGGCGAAGGAGUCCCCAUCCUACCCCAUCGACACAGACGAUGUGGUCUAUGAACCCCGCAGCUCACGACUGUUAGUCCGAGGCCUUGGAGAAAAUGACCUGGAUGAAGAUGAGGAAGAUUACGAAUCGUCUGCCCGUCUUCUUGGAAUGUCCUUCAUGAAUCGCAGUUCCAACCAGCGCAGCGCUGCCUCAUCCUACAUCCGCCAGCAUUAUUCUGGAUCGUGCUCCAUGCCUUCGACUAAGACUAUGGUGGUAGGUGUUGUUGUCCUAGUUCUGGUGGCCUCCAUGUUAAUGGUCCUCUACUUCCUGCUAGGCUGCAAUUUCACCACAGCAGGCUGCCAGAAGACAAAUUCGACCAUGGACAGCAUCUAUCCCAAUUCCACAAACGGUGAACUUUUCCCAUGGGCCGAUUUGAGGUUACCCUGCAGUGUGCAUCCUGUGCAUUACAAUAUUACACUCCAUCCCGACCUGACCAUCAUGACCUUCCAAGGCAGUGUAUCCAUCUUAGUGCAAGUCUUGAAUGAAACGAAGAAUAUUGUCCUUCACAGUUCUGAUAUGAACAUAAUCAAGGCCACUUUUGAUGGCAAAGAGGUCCACUUCCUGGAGUACAAACCUUGGCAGCAAAUCGCCUUCAAAUUUCCAGAAGAUCUUAAGAAGGGACAAUACGUUUUGAACAUUAGAUACACAGCAAACCUCUCCAGCAGCUAUGAUGGCUUCUACAACAGCUCAUAUGUCGACACAAAUGGUAUAAAAAGAGUUUUGGCUGCUACUCAGUUUGAGCCCUUGGCAGCCCGCAAGGCUUUUCCUUGUUUUGACGAGCCAGCUUUUAAAUCAACUUUUACAAUUAAGAUGACCAGAGAAAGCAAGUACAUCAGCCUUUCAAACAUGCCCAAGGUCAUAACCACAGAUUUAAAAAAUGGGCUUGAAGAAGAUGAGUUUGAGAAAAGUGUUAAUAUGAGCACUUACCUAGUUGCAUUUAUUGUGGCUGAUUUCAUCAGUGUCAGUAAAAAUGUCUCUAAAACUAAGGUGUCUGUGUAUGCUGUUCCAGACAAAAAGGAACAAGUGCAGUAUGCUCUGGACACAGCCUGCAAACUGCUGGAGUUCUACAAUUCAUUCUUUAAGAACGAAUACCCGUUAAGCAAGCUGGAUCUAGUGGCUAUUCCUGACUUCCUCGCCGGAGCCAUGGAGAACUGGGGACUAAUCACAUUCCGCGAGACGACUUUGCUAGUAGGGAGUAAUUCCUCCGCUAUAGACAAGCAGCUGGUGACCUCUGUCAUUGCUCAUGAACUUGCCCACCAGUGGUUUGGAAAUCUGGUCACUAUGCAAUGGUGGAAUGAUCUUUGGCUGAAUGAAGGAUUUGCAACCUACAUGCAGUACAUGUCAAUUGAAUCGGUGUUCCCAGGCCUUGACAUAGACACUGAGUUCUUAAAUGUUCGUUUUAAAGCGUUGGCCAAAGAUGCAUUGAACUCGUCCCACCCAGUGUCUACUGUCGUGAGCACCCCUGAGCAGGUGGAAGAGAUGUUUGACUCUGUGUCUUAUGAGAAGGGGGCUUCGAUACUGCUGAUGCUCAAUGCAACGCUCACAGAUGGGGAGUUUCAAAAAGGGGUGACUCAGUACUUACAAAAGUAUAAGUUAUCAAACACAAAAAGUGAAAACUUAUGGAACAGUCUUUCCCAGGUGAGCAAACAAAACCUAAGUGUAUCUGAGAUGAUGAACACCUGGACUGUUCAUAAGGGCUUUCCUCUGGUCACAGUGAAGAGAAGUGGCACUCAAGUGACACUGACGCAAGAACAUUUCCUUCUGAAUGCUGAAAACAGCACGGACGACAGCAGCUUGUGGCAUAUUCCCCUGACAUAUGUGAGCGACAAAUGUAGUGUUCUCAGCUCCUGCAAGCAAGUGUUCCAUCUCAAGGAGAAAACGGCCACGUUAAAGCUUCCAGAUCAAGUGAAGUGGUUGAAGUUCAAUGUCAGGAGUGAUGGCUUCUACAUAGUACAUUAUGAUGAGGAGGGAUGGAAAGACCUGAUUGGGGCUUUGAAGGAGGAUAUGAAUGUCCUCUCCUGUAAAGACAGAGCAGCUCUCAUCAACAACAUCUUUGCUCUCUCCAGAUCGGGGAAGGUGUCUUUCAGACAGGUCUUAAAUCUAAUGGAUUACAUCAGAAAUGAGAACGAGACGGCUCCUGUGACCGAAGCUCUCUUCCAGCUUGGUCAGAUCUACAGGUUGCUGGACAAAAGAUCAGAGUUGAACUUGGCCUCUAGAAUGACAAGUUACAUUGAGGACCAUUUUGGAAGUUUAAUGGAGAAUCAAUCAUGGGAUCUGGAAACUUCUGUGUCAAAGAUGACACUUCGGUCUGCCCUGCUGGAGAUGGCAUGUUCUCUUAACAUACGUAACUGCACAACACAGGCAAAGCAUCUGUUUGAUCAGUGGUUCACUUCCAACAAGACUUCUCAGAUUCCCAGUGAUCUCAUGAGAACAGUCUUCAAAGUUGCAGCUCAGACAGAUGAAGGAUGGGGUAAGCUUCUAGACAUGUAUAAACACUCCAUCAAUGACCCAGAGAAGCACAAGACAUUGGAAGCUUUGGCUAGCACUCAGGAUGUAUGGAAAAUCAUAUGGAUUCUACAGAAAAGUCUUGAUGGGAGUGAGAUUCAAACUCAAGAAUUUCCUUUGGUGAUCAACACAAUUUGCAAGAGCUUUGCUGGCUACCUCUACGCUUGGGAUUUUGUGAAGGAGAACUGGGAUAAAAUCACUCAAAAAUUUUCUGUCGGAUCCUUUGCCAUUCAGAGCAUCAUCAUGUCCGCAACCAGUCAGUUUUCCACAAAAACACAUCUUGUGGAGGCCCAGAACUUCUUCUCUUCUCUGGGGACGAAAGGUUCUCAGAUGAGGAUCGUGCAGGAGGCCAUUGAGACCAUUAAGCUGAACAUGCGAUGGAUGGAGAAUAACUUGAACACGCUGCAGAGCUGGUUAUAGUGUGAGGAGGAGGAGACGUGCCUCGACGUGCCUCAGGUGACGUCACCGAGCACAUGCAGGUGUGAGUGAUAUUACUGUCACAACAGCCAGAGCCAUAAAAGUUCAACGUUAAGCCAAUCUCAAGAAAGGUCAGAUUUACCUGGACGUAAAGGGCCGUUUUUCUUUUCAGGGCAACUUAGUUCUCCAGUGAGCUGUAAACUAGCCAGAAGCUUGCCAGAUAUCUGCCUGAGAACAUUUAGCCUUUGAUGCUAGCUUAUGUAAAUGUACAAGUCUGGAUAUUAAUUGUAAAGCAUAUGUAUAUUCUUUUCUCCAAGUUCAAAGUGAAUUGAAACUGUAUAGUCAGCAUAUGAUUUCCUGUUUCAUAACUUUAGUGUUAGUUACUGCUCGGGAAAGGCUGAUGCGUUGUCUUUUUGCGGUUCACUUGGGGCCCAACUCGGUAUGUGUAUGGCUCUGGCCUCGAGCACUAUUUGCACUAUUCAAAGAUUCAGCUUGCUCAGGGCAAAUCUGGUUGUUGUUAAAAUAUCGCAUUUGCAUUUACACCCUUUUACUUUAUGGCGGUGGCUAAAGACCAAAACCUUCCAUCAGUGUCUCCUAAAUAUGCCCUUAUCACGAUUUGCCAAAAAAGAAAAAUAAUAAUAAUGUAAUAAUAAUAAUUUGCACAAGAUGUAUUUUGGAGUUUAAUUUAGAGUUGAGUGUGUAUAUUAUGUAUUUUAUGUGCAGGCUUUGCAGAUAGGUAAAGGUUUGUCAUUGGAAAUAUUAUGUUUGCAUUUCUAAAACAAUUAGGUGUGGAUUUUAUUUUAUUUAGAGUUUUGCUAUGCACAUUCUGAUGAAGCUGAAAUAUUUUUACAGUUCUGUUGCAAUACAUGUAUAAGAGGCAGUGAGUAAAACUGUGGUUUUACCCGCGUGAUUUGACAUGUAGAAAUAUAUUUGUUAGCAAGUCUUCAUGUACAAGGCUUUAGUUAACUUUUGUCAAAUUACCACAAGACAAAAAAAGGGGCUCUAAAGUCACAUCACUGAUUGAGAGUUGUUACAUUUUUCACUGGUUGCUACUGAUUUGUACUCCUCAAGGAUUGAAUGUUUUGUGUGUGUGAUGUUCUCAUAUUUUUUUCAGAUUUUCUUUAUUUUCAGGAAUUGGUUUUGAAAGUGCUUUUAGUUGGUCAAAACAAUAUGGAGUCACAACCUCGCACAAAUGUAUGCGUCAAAGUGCACGUUAUCAAACUUCUUGUAAACUCAUGAUACAGUCCACAAAUACAUGCACAUCAUUUUGCUUUAAUGCACAAAAACUGAGAAAUUAUCAUGUGCAUUUUAUGCAUGUAUUUUUAAUAUAAUUUUAAUUCCAUACAUUCAUGUUCAGAGUGAGAAUCUGUGCUCACUCUCAAAAAUGAUAGUGCAAAUGUUAAAUUACUUCCAGGUUUUUGAUUAUAGCUCAGUGAUUUGACCUCAUAAAAUGUCAAAUAUGACUGGUACGUUGUAAUUAUUUUGUAUAUAGCAGUUGUAGUUUUGCUUGAUCAUAAGCUUUAUUCAUGUAUUUGUGAUAUUCAUUUCUAAGGACAAGGGCAGCAUUGUUACACUGUAAUGAACACUUCUAAUGUCAGGUUGGAGCGUUACAGUUAUCAAUGUAUGUAUUCAUGUUUGCUACUAUGGAUCUGUUCAAACAAGCAUUAUAAUUGUAAUUACCUGAAUUCAUCUAGAUAUGGUUAAUUAAACACAAUGAGGUGUUAAAAAUACAGUGUAUCUUUCUGUUGAAUCCGUUUUCUGGAAUUUGUUACAGCUGUCAUAAUUGAGGAUUCAUAUGAACCUGUUGAUUUCUGUCAUGAAGUGCUUUGUGUUAUUGGCUGCCAUUCACAAAAUAAGUUUAUGUAAUUAUUUUUCCCUCUGAAAUGUUCUUUGUGCCUGUCAAAGGCUGCUUUUAAGAAAUGCUAGUUAUUUUUGGCACAAACUCCAGUCUUGGCAGAAAGUUUAAAGGAAAAAUAUGCUUGCUUGUGAAAAAUUUGCGGUAUUUUAAAUGGCUUGUGAAGAACUUCUCAUGCCUGAAGAAAAAAAAGUGAUAUAUUUGUUUGAACAGGUCUUUGGGAAAUUGUCUGAUGUUGUUAAACUUUGAGUUUGGAUUCUAGAUUUGUAAUGUGUUGCUUAACAAUGGAAAACUACUGACACAUCUUUAUACAAGACAAAAAAAAGAAAGAAAUAAAAAAGUUUUGUUAACAAA
Cyprinus carpio (common carp) is the source of this 5579-nucleotide messenger RNA. It is a transcript of the gene lnpep, whose product is annotated as leucyl/cystinyl aminopeptidase. Gene Ontology annotation, biological process: peptide catabolic process; proteolysis. The record is from RefSeq and is a predicted model, not a curated record. NCBI's taxonomy places the organism in Eukaryota, Metazoa, Chordata, Actinopteri, Cypriniformes, Cyprinidae. Gene Ontology annotation, molecular function: peptide binding; zinc ion binding; metalloaminopeptidase activity. Bases 323 to 3373 code for a protein of 1016 amino acids. The transcript is spliced from 18 exons. Gene Ontology annotation, cellular component: cytoplasm.